Mucor mucedo is the source of this 981-nucleotide messenger RNA. RefSeq lists its product as uncharacterized. The transcript has a single exon. The coding region runs from base 1 to 981 and encodes 326 amino acids. The record is from RefSeq and is a predicted model, not a curated record. NCBI's taxonomy places the organism in Eukaryota, Fungi, Mucoromycota, Mucoromycetes, Mucorales, Mucoraceae.
AUGCGUUGGGAUACAAAGCUUUCUUCUCUCUCUUCAGUGACUGGAUCUAAUAUUUCAGCAUCAAAAGGUUCUGUAUUAGAUAAAGGUAAAAGUAGACAGAUAAAACCUAAGGUUGGAAAAUGUAGUGAAAUGGUUCGGAAUGACGUGGAAUCAACAUCGAUUAUUUUUAAAGAAUGGAUACUUAAACCUCAAGUGAGACCUUUUCAAGGAAUUCUACCUGAUAAAUUCUUGAACCUCGUCCGUGCAUCUAUCUGGGCCUCACCCAGUCCUUGUUCACGUAUCGAAUUAGAAACAAGAGUAUCGUUUCUCAGUGGAUUAGAUAUCAUCAAGAUGCCUGAGAAUUUAGAUUCUGGCUUUAGACAGUACGUGAAAUUAGGAUGCUGGACGCUUAAGGAUAUAUGUUCUAUUACUAUUACUGUAAUGCAACCAGAUAUUGCUACCAUGUCAGUAGAAUAUGAUAAGGAUUUGGUAGGACUUGUAUCUCAAUGGAUAUCUCAUAUAGAUAUUGUAUCUCAGUCGACAUCUAGAAGUAACAAGGCUAGUGCAUUUAGAUUUAGUACAUCAGGUAGAGCUGUUGGAAGACUCAUUCCAACUGUAACUCAGAUCAUGGAAGCUGAUAACAUUGAAUUUAAGCCUAUAUUUAUAAAUAUGUCUCAUUCCUCGUUGUUAUUUACUUUAAAGUAUAAGGAUAAACUUUACACAUGUAGACCAACAUCUGAAACUCUAAAUUUAUUCUAUAGCCAUGGCAAAAUGAGAGAUCUUUUAACUAGAGGUGAUGGAUCUCUCAGUGUCUAUCAAUGGAAUAAAUUUAACAGAAAUUGCACUCAUCUUACGCUUUCUCAGAAUGGUGAAAUAUCAAUUCUCGGAUCUGUUGAGAUAGUUGAAGAUGUUGUAAGUAAUUUUAAAGAGCUAAUUUACUCAUCGAUGAGAUCUGUUCAUAAUAUUACCAUGCUAAUUGAUACAUCGCAAGUAGUAGAGUAA